Messenger RNA from Effrenium voratum, 2310 nucleotides. The record is from the annotation of a GenBank genome assembly. NCBI's taxonomy places the organism in Eukaryota, Dinophyceae, Suessiales, Symbiodiniaceae.
AUGAGCGCGAUGGUGGGCACUUUGCCUGACGCCUUCACCAACGAGUUCCUCAGCUUGACGGAUCAUUUGCCCGUGAGCCGCAUUGAGGAGGUGUAUCGCAUCGUGCAGCGGACCUUCCAGCAACCCCCCAAGUCGAUCUUCUCGGAGUUCGAUCAAGAGCCGCUGGCCUCCGCUUCCAUCGCGCAGGUGCACAAGGCCACCCUGCGGAGCACUGGGGAGGUUGUGGCGGUCAAGGUGCAACAUGAAGGCGUUGACCAGAUCUUCCUGGAGGACAUCGGCACGCUGGCCACGGUGGCGGAGCAGGUGGCCUACUGGGCGCCGGAUUUGGACUUCCGGAAGUUCGCCGAGGAGUGGAGGGAGUCCUUGCCACGGGAGUUGGACUUCAGCCACGAGUGCUGGGCCUUGGAUCGCGCCAGGCGAGUCCUGCAAGAGGCUGGGAACUGCUGCUUGGUGCCAAAGGUCUACAAGGAGCUGUGUGGCACCCACGUCUUCGUCAUGGAGUUCAUCGAUGGGAGCCCUAUCUUGGACCUCGGGAAGCAGGAGUUCUGCGAGACACACAAGGUGGACAAGCACCGAGUCCUGGAGGACCUGAUCCACGCCUUUGGCAUCAUGGCCUUCAAGGACGGGAUGUUCCACGCGGACCCGCACGCGGGCAACGUGCGGCUGAAGGUGGACCCAACGGCCCCCGGGGGUGCCAAGGCGGUGCUCUUAGACUGGGGCCUCAUCCGCGAGAUCACGGAUGCGGAGCGCCUGGGCCUCGCCAAGGUCUUCCACUCCUUGGCCAACUUUGACAUCGCGGGCCUUUUCGACGUCUUGGAAUCCUUGGGUUUCAGUUUGCGCCAGGAGCUGAUGAACGACGACCUGAAGCGCGACCUCAUUGAGAAAGCGCGGGGCGUCGUAAAGGACGACACCGUGAACCGCCACAAGACGCGGGAGAACGCUCGGGAGGAGCUCGCGGAGUUCAAAGCGCGCCUGAACCGAGCCAAGGAGGAGAGUGGUGCUGAAGGCUCUAUGUCACCCAUCUACUUCUUGGAGGACUGGCCUCGCUGCAUCAUUUUCUUUAUGCGCAUGCUGCAGAUCUUGCGUGGCCUCUGCAUCUCCGCGGACGCGGAGGGCAUGCCGCUGCUGCAGAUCUUCUCGGGCCAUGCGCGGGAAGCGCUGCAGGAGGGCUCCAGGCGGCAGAUGCUCUCCAGCAGCUUGCGGAUCUUCGGGGGCACUGCUCGGGACCGGGAGGAGACGCCCUUCAGCCCCAAGGCGCCGGUGAAGCGGGACGACCGCCUGGAGGCGCGCCUGAGGCAGACUCUUUCGGAGCUCGCGAGUCGGCGCCUGCUGGUGGGCGCGCAGGUGGCGGUGGUGCAGAAAGGCCGAGUCAUUUGCAGCUUGGCCCACGGCACGCUAUCCACGAUCGACGCCCGGCCGGUGGAGGAGCGCACGAGAUUCCCCAUGCUCGGUGCGACGGCUGGCGUGGGCACGCUGGCGCUGCUUCGAGCCUUGCGCCGGAAGUGUGCGUCCUUCCAAGCGGCCGACGACGGCUUGAAGCCUGAGAAUCUGCUGCGGCGGGUGCUGGUUUCGCCGCUUGGCAAUUUCGCCGGGAACGCGGAGCUGACUUUGUCUGAGCUGCUGAGUCACCGAGUAGGCCUUCAGGACGCCUUCCCACUGGACUUCAAGCAAAGCUCCCUGGACGACCUCAGCGGAAUCGCCACUCACCUGGAACAGGACAUCUUGAAGAGGACAGAGGAGUCCCGUUAUGCCUACCUCCUGCAGGCCUUCGCGGUCGCCAAGCUGGGGAGCUGCGUAGGGGACCAGGACAACUUCUUGCACUGGCUGGGCUCGGAGUUGGGGCCCUUGGGCCUCGACGUGGCCCUACCUGCCGGUCGAGGCCGCGAGGCGAGCGUCUGUCGGGACUUGCCAGACCUAGCUCGGGUGUCCAUGCAGGAGGUGCAGGCGGCGCGGUCCCGGCGCAAGCAGAAGGUGACGCAGUCGGAGGCCUCCGAGACGGAGGGGGAGAAGAGCCCCGGCGAGGCGAGGGCAAAAGCCCGUAUGCGUAAGCUGCUGCAGGCCAUCGCCUACGAUCCCCUGGUGUUCGACCCGCUUCAGGGCAAUGCGGGGGCCGGCGGCCUGUUCCGUGGGGGCCUCUCCAUGUGCGCCUCUGCCCGUGGCCUCGCGGAGAUGUUCGCCUCCCCGGAGCUUCAAUCCGACCUGGAAGAUCUGCACGCGCUAACGCUGGAAGGGGUGGACAAGAGCGCCUUGGGCUGGCUCCUGGCCGGAGGGGCCACGCACUGGACCGCUGGUGGUUUGCAGGAGCUUUAG